This is a messenger RNA of Chaetomium fimeti, 888 nucleotides long. RefSeq names its product Alpha/Beta hydrolase protein. Bases 1 to 888 code for a protein of 295 amino acids. The transcript has a single exon. The record is from RefSeq and is a predicted model, not a curated record. NCBI's taxonomy places the organism in Eukaryota, Fungi, Ascomycota, Sordariomycetes, Sordariales, Chaetomiaceae.
AUGGCCUCGCCUCCAGCUUCAGGUACUUCACCAACCGACUCCCCCGCAAACUCACCCGCAAACUCACCCAGCACGUCGUUAUCAUUUACCUCAUGGAAUAACGACAAACCAACAACCAUUGUCCUUCUCCAUGGUGGCUUUACCUGUCAUCUCGAGUUUGCCCUCGUCCUUCCACACCUCUCCGACUUCCACAUCCUUCUUCCCGACCUCCCACUACAUUCCGCGUCACGCCACAUCACACCAGGCACGACCGACAAGUCGGCCUGGCAUGUCGCACAACUCAUUCGAUCACACGCCCACGGCGGAAAAGCCCACGUCGUCGGUGUCUCCAUGGGCGGGUACAUAGGCCAGUGCCUCGCGUUGGACCAGCCUGACCUCGUCCUCUCGCUCUUUGUCACUGGUGCUGCCCCGCUAGUUGGCAAACGCUUGUUCAUGGCGCGCUGGACAAGUGUAACCUAUUACUCUAUGAGGAUGAUGCUGCAUUGGCUCCCUGACUGGGUGUUCCGGUAUCAGAACUCAUCACUUGGCCUGAGGGUGAGUGACGAAUUGGUAGCAGCGAUGAGGGACAACAUCACCUGGCCGGUAGUCCAAGAUAUGUUCACCUGGAUCCUGUCCUUCACUUUGGAUGACGUGCGGAAGUUAAAAGUACGGACUCUAUCCGUCGCGGGGGCAAAGGGGGAUGACGUGCCUAUGAUCGAGAGGACGGCUGAGGCGUUGAGGAACAGGCGGACUGCCCAGGGCGAGGCGUGGCCCGAGGAUGGAUCAGGAGCAGUUGUGUUGAGGGAGGCAACACAUGCGUGGGACUUGCAGUUUCCAGAGCUCUUUGCUCAAGGGGUAUUGGCUUGGGUCAAGGGGGAGAAAUUACCCAACGAGUUUGAGAGACUUUAA